UACACGUUGCAGUGUAUUCAAUUGAAGAGCAAAUAAAUGCGUGCUGAAUAUAAAUUCAACAUGCGGGAACAUUCGUUUGUGGUUAUAUUAAUAUUAUGGUGUUUUGGCCUUGUUUUGACAGACAGUUCAGAUAACUGUCAUGAUGUUGAAGUGAGGAUCGCCAAUAAGCAGCUCCUGUUUCCAUUUAAGUGGGAUACAUUUAAAUGGUUAAAAUCCGUCGUGUGUGAUAAAUACGGAACUACGAUAGGCCAGUGUAGAGGUAUAAGCGUGUUUGACUGUUCAGUUGAGCAGCCAUUUAGCGGCCUUUACACCAUGUCUUCGAAUGCUAACCUUACAGAGGUUACUUUGACUUUUAAAAUAUUCGAGGAGAACCUUGCGGGAAAUUACUGUUGUUCUAAAGAAAGCAAGAAAGAGCCCACAUGCCAGUGCAUCCAAAAAGCAGAACCACUUACUCCGAAACCGGUACCUCAUACUGAAGCGUCUACUGGAACUGGUAAUACUGCUUUAACGCGUUUAUGGUUAAAUAAAUGUUAAAUUUGAGGUUAUAUUAUAUUCGCC
Messenger RNA from Dreissena polymorpha, 558 nucleotides. RefSeq lists its product as uncharacterized. The transcript is spliced from 3 exons. The coding region runs from base 37 to 534 and encodes 165 amino acids. NCBI's taxonomy places the organism in Eukaryota, Metazoa, Mollusca, Bivalvia, Myida, Dreissenidae. The record is from RefSeq and is a predicted model, not a curated record.